Salvelinus namaycush (lake trout) is the source of this 2967-nucleotide messenger RNA. RefSeq names its product zinc finger protein with KRAB and SCAN domains 1-like. Bases 435 to 1697 code for a protein of 420 amino acids. The transcript has 6 exons. Gene Ontology annotation, cellular component: nucleus. Lineage: Eukaryota; Metazoa; Chordata; Actinopteri; Salmoniformes; Salmonidae. The record is from RefSeq and is a predicted model, not a curated record.
CCAGGAAGUAGCGUAACAAAAACAAACGAGAUGUGUAUGAAGUAUACGGUAUAUGGUGUGAACUGUGUAGUCUGAUGACGUUGACUGAAUACUUAAAUGCAAAUUACUUUAACAUAAGUGUUUAACAUAAGGGACAUGUACGAUACUGUCGCCUUUCAUGCUCAGCUAGCCUCCAUCAUUGAGGUUUUGGCAAAUGCAGCCGUUGCCGAAAUCUGCAAACUUGUAGAUGACGGCCAUGCUGCCUUACGGUUGGAAAUUUCCCAUAGUCAGAAAGAAAUCGACAACAUGCGGAGGAAGCUGCUUUUGACAAAAUUCCAGAAUUCUCGAAGGAGCGCAGAGAGAUUUGGAGCCCUGCGACGCACAGUUCACAGGCGCGUGGACAGCGGUCAUAUUGGUCGGGGAAGAGGGAGCUUCGUAGGAAAGUCAACAGGCAGAUGGAAAAUCGUCUUGCCGACAGUGAAGGAGGCAACUUUAUGCAGGAUGUCACCAACUGGAGAGACGCAGGACUCACAGGGAUAGACCAGGAUGGGGGCAUGCAGAUGGCAGACAUGCAAGAGGCACCUCUUAUCAAAAUGGAGAACUUUCACACCAGCAGAACAGAAGAGAUUGUCCAACUGGUCAGUGAGAGCAGUGAGAAGAUCAUUGUGGCAGAACCAGGUUCUUCGUCGUCUACUGAAACCACAGACCCUCUGGACCAGCAGGGCAACAGACACAGAGCUCCAGACACCUCACUCAAUAUAGAACCUGAAAACCAGACCUUCCAGAAUCCAGCAUCACAAUACAACAGAGCAAGACAGGACCAUCAGGUUGCUGAGGGUGUGACCUGGGAAACUGACCAUCAACCCAUAGAAUACAGCCUGUCCCAAUGGACAGAGAACCAAGAGACUGACAACCGAACUGUGAAUGCUCCUCACAAUUCCGGGCCAGACUCCAAAAGGCUGUCUGGACAUCCAGAGAGGAGAGGGAUGUCUGGUAACUCUGGGAUCUGCAUGUCUGCUUCAGGCUCUCUGGACUGGCUGCCUGAUGUGGUGAUGGUGGACUCAGUUCCCAUUAAAGUGGAGGCAGAUAUGAGUUCAGAAUGGAGCCUAACUGGCCAAGAGGCGACAUCUGGAGAGGUCUGUUCAGACGGCAGGCAGCUUGUGGACAACAGAGGAAGAGGGGGAAUGGAGUCUGGACAGACAAAGUGUCCCCCUGACACUCAACAUGCAGAGCAAGGGACAACUGUAGGAUCAAGGUCCAAGAUGUCAGAUUUCAAUGGACUGUCCUCCCUAAACAGCUUUUCAUCCCCAAGGGUUACUCUCCACCAGGUUCCCCAAAGAGGGAAGCUAGCCCACUUCCCAAAUUUCAACAGAGGCUCCACUUCUUCACCGAAAGGCAUAGAAAAGCAGCCACAACAGCUGACGUCUCACUCCACCCAGAGGCAGCUCCGGUGCAGCCUCUGUGGAAAGCCCUUCCACCAGCCGGCGCACCUGCGGAGUCACAUGCGGGUCCAUACGGGGGAGAAACCGUACGGCUGCAGCCACUGCACCAAGCGCUUCUCCCACAGCCACCAGCUGAAGAUGCAUGAGAGGGUGCACACCGGAGAGAAACCAUUUCAAUGUGUCUACUGCGGGAAGUGCUUCACCCAGUCCGGCCACAUGAAGAAGCACCUCCUCGUACACACUGGUGGCAGGCCACAAGAUGUUGUGCUGCCCUAAGUGGAGUUUUUCUUCACCACGUGACCAGACCAGGGAAAAACUGGUCUUCCCCCAUAGUUCCUGUUCCCAUGUGUCUAGUUCCUCUUCCACCCUAGUUGUAAGGGGAAUGGCGCCACACUACUGGGGUUUUCAUAUGAACACUGGGUCCAUGUGUUUUUAACAGUUUGGAUAGUUACCACAUUGAACGCUUCCCUCUGUGUGUAGUGGUUGUGUUUUCAGUUCAACUGGCUUGAUGCUUGGUCCAGAGUGGACUGAUAAUGUAUAUUAUUAAAGCUGAAGAUCUUAAACAUUACAUUUUAGUCAGUUAGCAGAAGCUCUUAUCCAUAGCAACUUAAGUGCAAUAAGGGUUAAGUGCUUUGCUCAAGGCACAUCAACAGAUUUUUCAGCUUGGUUGGCUUUGCGAUUUGAACCUGCGACUUUUCGGUUACUGGCUCAACGCUCUUAACCGCUAGGCUACCUACUGCUAGGCUACCUACUGCUAGGCUACCUACUGCUAGGCUACAUCCUUAUGAAUUUGUUACCAAUUGUAUUCAUAUCAAACAGUAGUUAAGUGUUCAGGAAGCACUGGACAGGUGCCUAGGCGAGCGAGGUCUGUUGGUGGUCGAGAGCUCGUUGCUCGUUUAUGUUUUUACUUGGAUGAACAGAGCCGGGGAGGAGGAGGAAGGCGCAGGGUUCCCGCAUGCCAGCACACUCCUGGGCCUGGAAACGGACCUGGCGACCCAGCAGUUGCAGGGAGAGAGAGUGCUGACUGGAAUGAAUCCCCAGAGGUACCAUGGUCUGGGGAAACUUCAUCUCCUGGAGAGAUCUGAUCCUGAACCCCAGUCGUUACUGAAAGGAGAAGCCAGUACAGUGUGGUUACAGGUUACAGUGAAUGACGACAUGAACCAUUAUAUGCUCACUACAUGCUUGCUGCGCUACUUACACCCAUAUUACCAAUGUUAUUAUUACAAAUGUUUAUUUUUAUUUACAAUGUUGUAAUUUAUUGUAAAAACAAAAGGCAAUGUUUAGCUAUUACUCAGGACAAUAAGAAAUCCCAUUAUCUAUUUAUCCAUUCUAUAUCCAGAUAUUUAAAUCUUUCUACUGUUACAUUGUUCAGUGUUAGAGUGCGUUCUCAGUGUGGUGCUUCAGUUAGUUUUGAGACUACUAACCCUUAGCCUACUAUUCAAUUGACUUUAAAUUGAAGGAAUGUAUUUAUUCCCUUUAAAUUCAGGUUGUAUGCUGAUUCUGUAUUUUUCUACUUGAUCCAAUUAGUAAAAUAAUCAUAUUUGGA